AUGGCCGUCAAGCAGAACCCACAGGAUCAGCAGCAGGAGCAAGAGAUCACCGCAGCAGAAGUAGCUGCGGCUGCAGCAGCAGCAGCAGCGGCGGCGGCGGCGAAUUCAGCUGUGGGCGGUGUCCCAGCAAAUCCAACAGAUGAAGGAGGAGGUGGCUGUGGUGCUGGCGGAGUAGACGUGGCCAAUGAACUGAACGAUAAUGCGGACAACAAGACAGAGUCCGCUACAGGAACGGGCAAGAGCUCGUGCUCCACCGAACGGCAACUGCACGAUAUCAAUGGCCUGAUCAACAUUAUGCAGGCGAUCGAUCCGGAAGAUCAGCAGGCCACGCUAAUGAUCUACCAGCACGUCAUCUUCAGUCUGGCGCGCAUGCAGCUGAGCACCAAGCCGGAAGAUAUGAAGCGCUUCAAGGAGGAGAUCACCAAGGUGGGCCACUUCCUUGCGCUGCCCAAGAAGAAGCGCUACCUCAUGUUCUACUUGCGCAUCGUGUAUCAGCUAAUCACCCAGGCCUCCUACGAGACGCCCUCCUGUGCCGUGGCUAUUGUCUUUCAGCUGUUCAGCCCGGACCUGAUCAUCGAGGCGGUGCAGCUGCUGCUCGAUCUGAAUGUCCAGGAUGACAGCAUACGCAAGACGGUCGGCUUGCUCUGCAAGUGGAUCAGUAGCUGCAACUUUUGCCAGAAUAUGAAUCUCUGGAUCAUGGCUCUGCUGCAAGGGCUGCGCGAGCAGGAGAAGUACUUGCUGCUGGACGAGAUUGCCCUGGACAACCUUGAGCCGCUGUUCAUACUGAUGAUCUUUCCGGCACUGCGCCCCAAGGUGGCGCCCAUCGUCUUUCACAUGAUGUCCACAAUCAAUCAAACGCCAGAGGUCUUCUACAAGAUGCUACCCAAGAUUCCCCUUGUCAUUGGCUGCCUGAAGAGCCAGGACGGCACGCCCAGUGACCUGCGCAGCUACAUACAGAAGGUGGUUGAUCUCACCAAUGCGUUGAUGAUGCGCUUCUACGACAACGACGAGCUCUACGCGCCCAUCAAGGCGGCCCUGCAGCUCUACGAACCCUCGCCCAAUUGUGUGGCCUUGGCCAGGGCGCUCUUCGAGAAUGCCUUGCCCCGGAAUGCGCGCGUUGGACUCGUCAAUCUGGGAAAUACUUGUUACAUGAACAGCGUGCUUCAAGCGCUGGCCAUGACCAGCGACUUUGUGCGUCAAAUCCUGCUUAUUGAGAGCGGCUCCUUGCUGCUGCUGAAGGUGCAGCAGCAGCUGGCAUUGAUGCACCAUUCGCUGCGCUACGAGCUGACGCCGAGUCGCGUCCUGAAGGCGACCAGACCGCCGGGUUUUACGCCCGGACUGCAGCAGGACAGCUCCGAGUUCCUAGGCUACUUGCUCGAUCUGCUCCAUGAGCAUGAGAUCAACAGUGGCGCGGCUCAGCACAUGGACCCGGAGCUUGGCAAGGAGACACAGGAAUCGGAGUCGGCACUGACAGAGGAGAUUGUCGCCGCCGGGGUUAUACCCUACAAUAGCAACGAUCAUGUGCACAAUCAGCGAUCCAAUGCGGCGGUUAUGUCACCGGCCACGCCCACCUCGCAGCCCAGCCAACCGAAGAAACCGUCGACCAUUGACAAGACCUUCGCUGGCAAAUUGUCGACGACCUACAAGUGCUUGAACUGCUCCUGGGAGAGCCGCAACGAGGACAGUUUCCGUGAGCUGCAGCUGUCCUUUCCGGACGACAAGGACGACUGCGGUGCCACCAAUUACUCCGUACAGGAUUUGAUCGACUACUACUGCUCGCCGGAGAAGCUCGACGGCGACAAUCAAUACUUUUGUCCACGCUGCAAGAAACUCUGCGAUGCCGAGCGACGCAUCGGCAUCACGCAGGCCCCACGCAAUCUCAUCUUAACGCUCAAACAAUUCAAAUACGAUCAGAAGUAUCAUUUUCGCACAAAGCUCAUGCACAAGGUGUUCCACGACGAGAGCGUGAUUGUUAAGGUCUGCGCCACCGACUCUCUCCAGGAGACGUGCACCGUGCACUAUGAUCUCUAUGCCGGAGUUGUGCACGCCGGCUACAGCAUGGACUCCGGACACUACUUCACCUUUGCCGCCGAUCAGUCCAAGAACUGGUUCAAGUUCAACGACAACCUGGUGACCAAUUCGAAGCCGCAGGAGAUGCACAGCCUGACCUCACCGAACACGCCCUACAUUCUCUUCUACCAGAUGUGCGGCCGGUCCACGGAGUCGUCGCCCGAUGGACCCAUGCAUCCCAUGGUGCCGGAACCGCUUGUGCCACCCCUCACGCUUGACGAGCUGCCGCGAACCCUGCGCGACUACGUGAAGCAGGACAAUCGGGAGUACAGCGAAGAGUUGAAGCUGCAGCGCUUCAAGCGGAACGCCAAGCAGCAGAACGUGGCUGGCAACGGGACAAUGCAGCGCAACGGCUAUGAAGGAGAUGACGAGGAUGAUCACAUGCCGCCGCCCGCCGGAGGCUGUGGUGGCAAUGAUCUGGGCAUGAAUUUCAAUCGUUUCGUCUACUGAUUGUGGAAUACCGAGAAAAACACAAAUACAC
Drosophila navojoa is the source of this 2551-nucleotide messenger RNA. It is a transcript of the gene DUBAI, whose product is annotated as Deubiquitinating apoptotic inhibitor. Gene Ontology annotation, biological process: protein deubiquitination; ubiquitin-dependent protein catabolic process. The record is from RefSeq and is a predicted model, not a curated record. Gene Ontology annotation, molecular function: cysteine-type deubiquitinase activity. Lineage: Eukaryota; Metazoa; Arthropoda; Insecta; Diptera; Drosophilidae. Gene Ontology annotation, cellular component: nucleus; cytosol.